AUGGCGAUGACACGAGACGUAUUCAAAGUAUUGCUUGUUAAGCUUCGGGUUGAUCAAAUGCAGGACACGAUGAUCGUGAACAUGGCGAUGACACAAGACGUAUUCAAAGUAUUGCUUGUUAAGCUUCGGGUUGAUCAAAUGCAGGACACGAUGAUCGUGAACAUGGCGAUGACACAAGACGUAUUCAAAGAUGCCUUCUCUGUUGUGAGGAGUCUGAAAUCAGAUAUUGUGACAACUAAUGUAGCAUUUAGACAACACAAUAUUGCAUUCAUGCUGAAGACGCUCAGAUGUUGUGAUAUAACGCUGGAAGAUAUUGAUAGGCUGCCAAUUAUUCACAUCACUGGAACAAAGGGGAAGGGACCGACAUCGGCAUUUUGUGAAAGUAUUCUCAGACACAGCGGAUACAAGACUGGAUUUUUCAGCUCUCCUUCCCUGGUCAAAUUGAACGAGAGGUUUCGAAUCAACGGUCAGCCUCUAUCUGACGAAGACUUCUGCUCUUACUUUUUCGACGUCUACAACAAAAUAGAACCCAUAUUGAAAGACAUGCAAGACAGAGAACUUCCAGUGUUCUUUUGUUUUUUCACAACCAUGGCUUUCACCGUGUUCAUUAAAGAAAAGGUCGAUGUAGUUGUGAUGGAAGUUGGUAUUGGUGGACAGUUUGACUGCACGAACGUCAUUCGAUCCCCCGUUGUGUGUGGAGUUACUUCCCUUGGAUUGGAUCACGUUGAUACGCUAGGCGACACGAUAGAAAAAAUAACGUGGCAUAAAGCUGGGAUUUUUAAGAAGGGAGCACCCGCUCUGACUGUCAGUCAGCCAUCAGAAGCCGACGCCGUUCUCUUUGAGCGAUCACAGGAGAUUGGGGCACCUCUGUACCGAAUUCCAACCCUACACGAGUUCUGUGCCGCGGGUCAACAGAUACGUUUGGGUAUCGAGGGAAACAUUCAGUUCGUGAACGCGGGACUCGCUCUACAGCUGUGUCGGGUAUUUGUAAACAGAACCAACAAAGAAAAUCAGUAUGUCUAUGAUGUGUUGUCUGUACCCAGUGUGAAGGACAUUCCUAUGUUACCUGUCUAUCAACUCAGCACUGACGAAACUGAAGGACUGGCCAGGUGUUCGUGGCCCGGCAGGGCUCAGACGAUCUGUCGCCCUCGACUCACCUACUACCUGGACGGAGCUCACACCAAGGAGAGCAUGCAGCAAUGUGUUGAGUGGUUCUCGGAGAAAUCAGAGAAGGAGGCAGCUACUAUUAAGUGA
Gigantopelta aegis is the source of this 1254-nucleotide messenger RNA. RefSeq names its product folylpolyglutamate synthase, mitochondrial-like. Gene Ontology annotation, cellular component: cytoplasm; mitochondrion; cytosol. NCBI's taxonomy places the organism in Eukaryota, Metazoa, Mollusca, Gastropoda, Neomphalida, Peltospiridae. The transcript is spliced from 10 exons. Gene Ontology annotation, molecular function: tetrahydrofolylpolyglutamate synthase activity; ATP binding. Gene Ontology annotation, biological process: tetrahydrofolylpolyglutamate biosynthetic process. The record is from RefSeq and is a predicted model, not a curated record. The coding region runs from base 1 to 1254 and encodes 417 amino acids.